This is a messenger RNA of Stegodyphus dumicola, 1401 nucleotides long. RefSeq lists its product as uncharacterized. The record is from RefSeq and is a predicted model, not a curated record. Lineage: Eukaryota; Metazoa; Arthropoda; Arachnida; Araneae; Eresidae.
AUGGAGUUAAGUGAAUAUACUUUUGAAUUUAAGCACAUUCCUGGAAAAUUAAAUUCUCUAGCUGAUUACAUGUCACGUAUGCAAGAUCCUGAUCAUAAUCAGCCAGUGUUGGCUGAAAACUCUGAAGAUAACUCAGUUAUUCUUCCGUUUGUUGAAACAAAUCUUGAACGACCCCAAGUGAAUGCCCUGGUUUCUUCUGGAGAUCCUGCUCAUGAAAUUUCUGAGUCAACGUUUCUUGCUGAGCAAAGUUCGGAUCCUUUUACUUCAGAAAUUAUCACAAUUUUGAAAAAUCCUUCCUUGCUUAAUGCUGCAAAGGUACAUAAUUUCUUCAUUAAUGAGUCAAGCAAGCUUCUUAUGUUUAUUUCAAACAAACAAAAUAAUGCUGAGUUAAUUGUUGUUCCACAAGCAUUGAAAUCUAAAGUGUUAGAAAUUUCCCAUAUAUCCCAUCUUGGGGUGCAAAAGACUUAUGAGAUUUUAUCGAAACGUUACUUUUGGAAGGGCAUGUAUAACGACACAAAGAACUUUGUCCUCUCGUGUCAUUUAUGCAACAAAUAUAAGUCGUUCACUCCUAAACAAGCACCAUAUAAAGCCAUCAGAAUACCUAAGUACCCAAAUGACUUUAUUUCCAUGGAUAUUGUCGGUCCUAUAAGGAAUUGUGGCCAUGUUCUUACUGUUUUAGAUCAUUUUUCUAAGCAUCUUGCUUUAUAUCCACUUAAAAAUCUCACUGCUGAAACUAUUACAGGGCAUUUAUUACAAUAUAUAUCUGUACAUGGACGACCGGAAAUGAUCUUGACUGAUUUGGGCACACAAUUCACUUCAUUAGUGUUUGAAUCAAUUACAAAAUCAUUAGGUAUUAAAUUAUCUCAUUGUACUCCUCAGAGACCGGAAUGCAAUGCACAAAGUGAACGAGUUAAUACUUCAAUCAAAACUUCUUUACUUACCCUUCAUGAAAAAGGUGUUUCAUUUCAAAAUGCAUUGUUAAUCCAUCAGAAUAUUUACAAUGCUCAAUUGGAUAAAUCCCAUUAUUUGUGUGAUCUUCUAACACAGCUGAAAUUAACUUAUGAACAUGCCUAUGAGACGCUUGAGCGAAAACAAGUAGAACAAAAUACUCGUCAACUGAAAAAUGCCAAAUUAAGAUCAUUCAGUAUUGAUGACGUAGUGUAUCUGAAAUCUAAGGAUACAUUUAAACCCAGAUUUUCUGGACCAUUCUGUAUUGUUUCAAAAUCAAGUGAUGUAAACUACACUAUUCGAGCACUUGACAAUGAGUUUGCUCAACCAUUCAAAAUUCACAUCAAUCGCCUUCGUUUAGCUCCAAAACGAUUCUCUCACUUAGUUCAAAAUCCACCUCCUGCUCCUCAAGUUACACAUCAGUAUAAUCUAAGAAAAAGACAGCACGUUUAA